Molecule: messenger RNA, 393 nt
Organism: Spirodela intermedia
Lineage: Eukaryota; Viridiplantae; Streptophyta; Magnoliopsida; Alismatales; Araceae
Source: the annotation of a GenBank genome assembly
AUGGCGGGAGAGAGCUGCAAUCUGGAGGAGGAGGAGGCGGAGCUUCUCAAGGCGACGCCUUCCUCUCCGCCCCCGGCGUAUCUCUCGCAGCCGCAGAGGCCCGGAAAGAUGGGGGACCCCUGCAGCGCCUCCUCGAGGGACGGGGAGGGGAAGCCGGAGCGAGGGGCGGCGACGGCGGCGACGGCGACGCCGCCGCGUGUGGCGUUGCGGUGCUCCAGCUGCCGGCGGAGGGUCGAGCUGACCGGGUUCCGGUGCCGCUGCGGCGAGCUCUUCUGCUGCCGCCACCGGCACUCCGCCGCCCACGACUGCUCCUUCGACUACAAGGCCGCCGCUCGGGAGGAUAUCUCCAGGGCGAAUCCGGUGAUCAGAUGCGCCAAGAUCAUAAAAAUAUGA